UAAAAAAGGACUUUCAAAGUGGCAAGUGAGUUCUUAUAACACCCUGAUUUCCCCCCUCCCUCUCUCUCCGCGUCUAGAAAUACCUUUCCCCCUCCCUCCAAAAAGGGGAAAGAGAAACAAGAGAGAGGAAGUGUGUGUGGUGGUGGGGGGAAGCUACUGAGAGGACUGAAGCAAGACACCCUUUAAGAGAAGAGGUGGAAAGGCUGAGUUUAAAGAGAUCUAACCUGCAGCAGCAGCUCAGAUGAGCAGUAGAGGAGUUUUGAUCGGAUCCCAGUUGCUUGCUGGGGAAGCCACCAGCCCAGCUGCUAGAGGCGUUUGAUCUGAUCCCAUAUGUCUGCUGGGGGAAGCAGGAACCGGCAGAGACGUUUGAUCCCAAAUACCUGCUUAUAGGAACCAGUAAAGGAGUUUGAACUGCCACGCUCAGCAGAAAGGAAUCGGCGGAGGAGUUUGACCUGAUGCCGGGUACCCUGUUGGAGAAGCCCCCAAGAAGCCCAACACCUCCAAGAGGAGUUUGAUCUGAUCCCAGAUGCCUGGUGGAGAAGGCACCGAGCCCCGCAGACAGGGGACUUUGGUGUGAUCCCAGGUACCUGUUGGGGGAAGCCACCAAGAAGCCAGCAGCUGGGGAGGGGGGGGUUGAGCUCAGGUGCCAGCUGGAGAAGCCACCAAGCCCAGCUCACCUCUUUCUCCCCCCUUUCCCCUCCCCUCCCGUCACACUUUUUCUCCCCCCCCCCAGCCCCCUCCCUUUCCCCUGUGCCCCCCUUCCCCUGAGCGGUGAUGACCCUGUCAGGCAGCAGCAGCACCAGCGACAUGUCCGGCCAGACCGUCCUGACGGCCGAAGAUGUGGAUAUCGACGUGGUGGGAGAAGGGGACGAAGGGCUGGAGAAGGACAGCGACGGCGAGGCCAGCAGCCCGGCCGGGCUGCACCUGGAGGAGGCGGAGGAGCUGCUGCUCCCCAAGGAGGCGGGGGCAGGAGGGGAGCGCAGCGGCAGCGGCAGCCCGGCGGAGGCCACCCCUAGCGGGGCGGCGGACGGGGGGCAAGGGGCAGGCAGCGGCGGCGGGGUGGGGGAGGACGGCGGCGGGGCCCUGCCGGGACAGAGCAAGCCCAAGAACAGCCUGGUGAAGCCGCCCUACUCCUAUAUCGCGCUCAUCACCAUGGCCAUCCUGCAGAGCCCGCAGAAGAAGCUGACGCUGAGCGGCAUCUGCGAGUUCAUCAGCAACCGCUUCCCCUACUACCGGGAGAAGUUCCCGGCCUGGCAGAACAGCAUCCGCCACAACCUCUCGCUCAACGACUGCUUCGUCAAGAUCCCCCGCGAGCCGGGCAACCCGGGCAAGGGCAACUACUGGACGCUGGACCCCCAGUCCGAGGACAUGUUCGACAACGGCAGCUUCCUCCGCCGCAGGAAGCGCUUCAAGCGCCACCAGCAGGAGCACCUGCGCGAGCAGACGGCGCUCAUGAUGCAGAGCUUCGGCGCCUACAGCCUGGCCAGCCCCUACGGCCGGCCCUACGGGCUGCACCCCGGCGCCUACCCGCACCCGGCCGCCGCCGCCCUGCAGUACCCCUACAUCCCGCCCGUGGGGCCCAUGCUGCCCCCGGCCGUGCCCCUGCUGCCUUCCAGCGAGCUGAGCCGCAAAGCCUUCAACUCCCAGCUCAGCCCCAGCCUCCAGCUGCAACUCAACAGCCUGAGCGCCGCCAGCUCCCUCAUCAAGUCGGAGCCCAGCAGCCGGCCCUCGUUCAGCAUCGAGAACAUCAUCGGGGUGUCGGCCACCAGCUCAGGGAGCAGCGCACAGACUUUCCUCCGGCCCCCGGUCACCGUCCAGUCCGCCCUCAUGGCCCACCAGCCGCUGUCUCUCACCCGGACCACAGCAGCCAUUGCCCCCAUCCUGAGCGUGCCUACAAACAUUAUCUCGGGACAGUUCCUGCAGCCCGCAGCGUCCGCUGCAGCCGUGCAGGCAAAAUGGCCAGCCCAGUAAUUAAGAACUGCCCCGGGCUCAGUGCUGACUCUUUGCUUUUUUUAUUAUUAUUAUUUUAUAUCCAUCUAUCUAUAAAUAAGAGACUCGAGGGGGGCGGAAACCCCCAACCUCUCUUCCUAUCAAUCAGAGACAAAACCCCUG
This is a messenger RNA of Chrysemys picta bellii (western painted turtle), 2112 nucleotides long. It is a transcript of the gene FOXD3, whose product is annotated as forkhead box D3. The record is from RefSeq and is a predicted model, not a curated record. Gene Ontology annotation, molecular function: RNA polymerase II cis-regulatory region sequence-specific DNA binding; DNA-binding transcription factor activity, RNA polymerase II-specific. Lineage: Eukaryota; Metazoa; Chordata; Testudines; Emydidae. Gene Ontology annotation, biological process: anatomical structure morphogenesis; regulation of transcription by RNA polymerase II; cell differentiation.